UUUCUUUCCAUGUAAAUUUGUUUAUACCGCGAGUUUCUCUCCGGCACCAGUGAGAAACGUCAUCGUCGCGUUAACCGCGGCAGCGUGCAACCGCUACGAUGAUUCCGCGACGAGGAAUACACCGCGCGCGCGGGUGACCUUCUUCGGCUAAUUAAGACACCGACAGUAAACGCGAUAGUCGGAGACGCGGUUGGUGUCGACUGGCGUCGACCUUCGCCGAUGAUCGAAGAAACCGAUGCGAACCGACGUUGUUGAACGCGUCGCAGAAUACCGCGAACGCGCUUUGGUACUCGGCCAAUCGCGAGAUCGUAACUGCCAACGGUUCUCUCUCUCUCUCUUUCUCCCUUUCUCUCUUUUUCUCUCUCUUUUUCCUUUAAUUCGACAGACCCACAUUCAUACGAGACAUCUUUCUAAUUAUCCCGAAUUAAAUUCCUCUCGGUUAAUCGCACAACACGAUUCGUCACGGCGAUUCGCGGCGACCUAUCGCGCGGCGCGCCGUGCAACGCACCACCAGGUGAUCUCCGCUCGGGCAUACCCGAGGUAGUAGUGUCGCGGCCCGCCGAAUACCGGGGUUGCUAUAAAUAAUCCGAUGUCCGCUCCGGUCGCGCUCGCGGUGGACAGCCGAGGUUGCAGAGAGUCGUCUAGGAGCCGCUGCAGCGGGAUGCUCUAGCGACUGCUCAGCCUCCUCCUCUCUCCACUCUGUCUCUCCCUCUCUCUCUCUCUCAAUCUCUCUUUCUUUCUCUCUUUCUCUCUAUUUCUAUCCAUUCCUCUUUCUCUCCCGCCCUCCGAUCGAGAGGUGAAGAGCGUCUCGUGGACGACGUCAACGAGCAGGACAUCGCUGUGCGUCGGACACGGGAGGAACGACGAAACAAAGUCGUCGUCGUGGCUGCCGCGUUCCCGACGUCGACGUCGGGUGGGUAGACAGACAGGCAGAGGAAGAGGAGACUGGAGGUGGGUUAGAGCGGGACCUCCGUGGCUUCCACGGGGGUGGGGAUGGAGCCGGAGCAACGAGGACGCGCUUCGCGGGCGUCGUCGACGUCCAGCCUCGGACGCGAGGUCCGUUGCGGCUGUCAGUUCUACCAGAGCGACUCGCUUCUGCCGGAACGACGUGCUCUCCUCAUCAGACCGUCAUCCAGGACGAUGCAGCAGCCACCUGCGGUCCGCUGCAGUGAGCACGAAUACGAACCGAUCGCGCCGCCGUCGCUGCCGCAUCCGGCGAUGGCGCCGGUCGUGCGGAUCACCGACACGGACGUGAUGCCCGUCGCCGACAGCGACGACAGCAUCGACGACCGGGGGGCUCGGCUGCCGGCCGAGCUGAUCUUGGACGGCGACUUGGUGCUCCCGUUGGACGGCAAGAUCGAGGACAGCGCGAUGGAGGGUCGCGAGCUCGGCGAGACGACCUACGGCGACACCUCCGAGGAGCAGGAGCCUCCACCGACAGCGCAGCAACUCCAAGACAGACUCGAGGAGCGGUUCCUCGACGCGCCCACCCCCUACACCGAGUCCAGGACGGACGGCGAGGUCAACACCAGUCAGGUAGACUCGUCGACGAUGGAGGAGCUGCCGCUUCGGCGGGGCGCGCGCGGUCUGCCGCAACGCCUGAAGACCCAGGCCAGCAAGCUGCGUUCUCGGCUCCGGGGGAUCCAGCGGCCCACGUUCACCUUUCCGCAACGGAAGAAAGCCGAGAAGACGGCGCGAUCAUCAGCCAGCGGUGGUGGCAAGUCGGACAAGUCCCGCGCGUCGGAGAAGAGGCCCAGUCGGAUGGACCGAAUCAGGACGUCCAUCUCCGAGAAGACGACGAAAUUCAGCCUGCCGGACCGGCCGAAGUUCAGCCUGCCCGAUCGGUCCAAGUUCCACCUGCCGGAGCGACCUAAGUUCAACUUCCCGGACAGGUCGAAGUUCACCAUCAAGAAGCCCAGCAUCCGCCUGGCGGACGCUCUCGCGCGCGUCAAACGGCCGCCCUCGCUGCGCGAACAGCAGAAGCAACGCUCGACCGAGUCGACCGCCGGCUCGAAGCGCAACAUCUUCGACUUCGCCACGUACCCGCGCAUCUUCGACAAGAAGUCGAAGAGGCGCGGCGAGUACGCGACGUCGUCGCCGAAGGACUCUUCCCGAGCACAGUCGGCGGAGAGCGCGACGUACCCGCGCGCGCGGAAGGGCAAGCCUCUGGGCGCCAAAUGGGCGCGACACUUCGGCAACUCGUCCUCUCAGGAACGCGCUGAGGCGACGGCGAGCGACGGCUCGCCCCCGUGGCACCAGGCUUCGCUGGAGGAGCCCCAGGAGCCGAGGCUGUCCGUCCGAACGGAGGAGGAGAUCAUGGCGGCGGCCCGGGCGAUCCCGUGGGAGGACGCGAGGAAGGAGCGACGCUACGACGACGACGAGGAGAUACAGUACAUGGACUACGAGCAGGAGUCUUCGCAGGAGGUGUCGGACCACCGCCAGCCACCGCCGAGGAGGUCCCACAAGGCGUCGAGGAGGAAGGAGGAAGAGUCCUACGAGCCUGAGGAGGAGCCGAGACUGUACGGCGACGAGGAAGCGAAACAUGCUCCCCGAGACGAAGGGGAGGAUCAGGAGGAUUGGCGUUCGGACGAGCGGGUGGUGCUCGAGGAGAAGUUCAGACCGAUCCCGAGGUCGCGAUCCUUGGACGAGGACAUGCCGCGCGUUCUGGAGGAAGCCGGCUACGAGGGUGCGUUCAUGGCGGUGGACCCGCGGCGGUUCCGCAAGAUGGCGUCCGAGGAGGAGGAGGAAGAAGGGCCGGAGAUGGAGGAAGACCUGGAAGAGCACGAGCCCUCCUCGACGCGGUCCGAUCGGGAACAGCAGCACUCGAGCGGCAGCUCCUGCGACCGCAGACGCCGCGGGGUCAUCGAAGAGAUCGACUCCGACGAGUUCUUCCUGAGGGCGAGCGGCAUCAGUCAGGACGACAUGAAUCUCGGCAGCUACCUGCCGGACGAGAUCCGAGACGCCCUCAGGGCGGAGAUCGUGUGCGCCUUGCAGGACGAGGAGAUGCCGCCCCAGCGUCCCGUGAGAACGCGCUCGUUGAGGAAGCGGAAGGAAGAGGAUUCCAUGGAGGUGGAGGAGGAGGAGGAGGUCGCGCCGCCGGUCAGACCGAAGAGGGAACGCGGGGCGCGGCGCAGCCGGGAGGCGUCGAUCGUCGACGAGGUCUUCCGCGAGCGCACCCGGAGCGACUCCAGACAUCGCGUGGUGUACCAAGCGGAAAGUGCGAUCCAGCCGGAGCCUCGAGAGCUGGAGCCGCUGGACGACAUAGUCGUGGUGAAGCCGGCGCGGAGGAAAUCCAGGUCGUCGCUGCGCAGCCAGUCGCAGCCGCCGCUGGAGACGUCCAUACUGUCGGCCUCGACACCACCCGCCACCAUCGUGCCUCCCAUGGAGUCGUCGUCGAGCCCCUUCCUCUCCGCACCGCCGCCGGCCGUGCCGAUGCGCAGGAAGCGCUCGCACCGGGACACGGUGGCCGACCGGAGGAACGUCGAGCCGAUCUGCAACGGUCAUCGCGACUGGAAGAUGGAAAGCGCGGCUUCCAAGAAGGCGCCGACGACACCGGUGAGACGGUCGCAGCAGCUGCUUGCCGAGGGCGACGUCGUCGCGAGUCGGGACGACGUCGAGGAACUGAUCGGGCCGAGGAACGCUACACCGGUGCCACCGAAGAGGAGGUCCCGCUCGAGGACGACGUCGGUCGCCGCCGAUGAGGACAGGACGUCGCACGGUGCGGAGUCCCUGCCGGAGGCGGGAUACGUGGAGGAGGACAUACCGGCGGACGAGAGCAGCUCGGCGCGCGACCUCUCCGGCUACGCGAUCGUGGAGAAACGGGAGAAACCGCCGAGGCCGCCGCCGCCCAGGAGAAGACGCGACAAGUUCGCCACCACGCCGAGGUCGGCCGCACCGAAACGACCUCAGCGAGCGUACAGCACCCUCGGACCCGCCAGUAGGUUCGCGGGCCCCCCGAGCGACACGGUCACGUCGGAGACGACGAUCACCGUCAGCACGACGCCGACGCUCUUGGCAGCCGACGAGUUCACACCGUACAUCGAGAUCGACUUGGACGACGAGCACAGGGACGAGGUGCUCCACAAGAUCCAGGGUCGCCCGUUGCCGGCACCACCGAGACCACCCAGGGCGAAGAGGGAACAUUCGGUCGUCGAGCGACCUCGCACCCCGUUCGAGUUCGCGGAGACGACGGCGGCUACGCAGACCGACCCGCUGCCCGACGACAUGGUGAUCGAGGAAGAAGUGACGCAGGCGAAGCUCAUAGUGACGCCCUCCAGGUCGGGCUCGCAGGUGAUGGUGUCGAUGGAGCGCAUACCCAGUCCGUCCAGGACGGGCACACCGCCGGUACCGCCGUUGCCGUUGAUAUCACACAUCCUGAGGAAGGAUGAGGAGCGAGAGGAGGAGCGGGAAGAUGAGAUCGGUCGGAUGGCGUUCGACACGGUGUCGUUGACGGCACCGUCGCCUACGAGGGAGACCGAGCGGACGAGCAGGCACAUGUCGGCGCCGCAUCUCCAGGAGCGAAGCAGAGAAGAGGAGGAGUUACGAGCGAUCAGGUCGGCCCUGUUCUCCGACGAGCCGUUGAGGAUCAGCAGUCUCGAGGUCGGCGAUCUGAAGGUCGACCGGCUGAGCGUGUCGCAGAUCGAGGCGCACAAGAUCGUGGCGUCCGAGGUGGACGCGAUGGUGAUCGCAACGUCGGAACUGCGAGGCGGCGGCACCAUGGAGGAGCGCUUGUCGCCGGCCAUCAUCAGGGAGCUGAUAGCCAUCAGGAGCCACUUGGAGACCGUGGCGAUUUCCCAGGCGCGAGAGAGACAGCAGCAAGAGUGGGAAGAGGCGGUGAGUCGCCGAGUGACCGACGUUCCCGCGCCGGAAGCGAGCGAGGAACAGCGGCUUUCGCGGGCAGUGGCGGAGGAGGUGUCCGGCGACGAGGCCGUCGAAGCGAUGCGCGUCGAGCCGCCAGCUGUGGAAGAUGAGGGGAUGCCCGGGGAGGCUGGCGAGGAGCAAAAGGUUGUUAAAACUGACGUAUUAGAUACCCAGGAUAAGGAAGCACCACACACCCUCUUCUCAGUCGCUCCCCCCGUUGCAAGCCCAGACUCCCUUCUCUCACAGACACUUACGAUAGAUCAGUUAGAGUCAACGGGUAGAGACGAGCCCGUCACACACCACCCGCUUACAAUUACAGCCGCUCAGGAUACUCAAGAUAAGUCGUUACGAAUUUUAGAUUCCGAACACCCCCUUACUUUGAGCUCGCCAGCCACCACGUCGGGCCCCCACGUGGUGGACGAAUCUCGUGCCUCGUUCCCUCCGGCGUCGGACGUGCCCACGAGCCGGUCCUCCGAAUUGAGGGUAUCACCGGAACGCGCGGCCGAACCUCCGAGUAGCUCUGACCAGACUACUUCUACUAUUUCUACUACUACUACUACUACUACCACCACCACUACCACUACCACCACUACCGAGUCGACCGCAACAUCUACGUGUCUUCGUGGCUGCGACAAGGACGAUGCGUCCGACAGCACAGAACAAGUUCCUCGCAAGUCGAGAUCUAGAUCCCCCUCGCCAGCGAGAGGUAUCACGCGGCAAACCGCGUCGCCGGUCCGCUCAUUGCCGCCGGUCAUCUCGGUGACCCCGGACACGCCCGACGCGACACCGGGCCGCGAUAUCUCGAUAGACGCUCGGCCGCAGCGUGCCGUUAUUUCCUAUUCUUCCGAUGCGGAACACGACGCCCCGAAGUACGCCGCUCAGCGUGCCGUCAUUUCCCAAACUUCUGACACGGGACGACCCCCUCAGACUGGACAAAGGGAGUCCUCUCAAUCGCCAGUACCCCCCUUCCCCCUCAGCACGACACAUUUCAUUGCUUUCCCGGCCUCCGAGAUUCCAGGCCAGUUCUUCUCUCUGAGCGACACACCGACGACGACGACGAGCCAACGUGAUACCACCGAAGAGCCCGGUGUUGCGGACGCUACGCAGCAGCUGCUCCACGCUCUCCGUACGGCCGGCAUAAGAGCCAUGAGGCACUUCACGAGGUACCUGGCGUCGACGUUGAGGAGCGACGACACGGUGGAGAAGGUCAGAGAGGUGGAACUGGCGAUAUGUGCCCUCUUACUUCUCAUCGCAGGCUUGUUGAUAUAUUACUUCGGUAGCACGCGAACUGUAACGUAUUAUCACCACUGGGAUUAUUUUAAUCCGCCUCAAUAAACACGGUCGGUCUGCAAUGCACGAUCCACAUUUGCCUAUACAUACUGCAUAUACCGAUUCGCGUAUAGGGUUCACUGGUUCGUAGAAAUUAAAAUUUCAUAUUCUUGUAAAUUUAUUUUGUAUAACAAUAUAAUUUCACGUCGGAGAAAAUGAUUGAAAAGCAAAGAAAAAAAAAUGUACGUAUGCAGAAAUAGAACGGAGUGAGAAAUUGAAAAACGGAAUUGUAGCUCUUGUACAAAUGUCGAAAUAAUGUAACGAAAUGAAGCGAAAGACAGGUUUGUAAAGAAAUAAAUUGUAUUACACCGUAUUGUGCCAAAUAUAUAAUUAUUCCGAGCAUCA
This is a messenger RNA of Dinoponera quadriceps, 6534 nucleotides long. Its product is annotated as serine/arginine repetitive matrix protein 2. The transcript is spliced from 4 exons. NCBI's taxonomy places the organism in Eukaryota, Metazoa, Arthropoda, Insecta, Hymenoptera, Formicidae. The coding region runs from base 994 to 6195 and encodes 1733 amino acids. The record is from RefSeq and is a predicted model, not a curated record.